Messenger RNA from Nelumbo nucifera (sacred lotus), 2009 nucleotides. Its product is annotated as magnesium transporter MRS2-4-like. The record is from RefSeq and is a predicted model, not a curated record. Gene Ontology annotation, biological process: magnesium ion transport. Lineage: Eukaryota; Viridiplantae; Streptophyta; Magnoliopsida; Proteales; Nelumbonaceae. Gene Ontology annotation, molecular function: magnesium ion transmembrane transporter activity.
GAAAUUCUCACAGUCGGUCCCUCUCGAGUCUCGACAAACUUCCAUGGCGUAGUGAGAGAGAGAGAGAGAAGAGAGGAUGGGGAAGAAGUCUUGCUCGUUUUCCCGGAAGAUCAUCCGGCGCCGCCUGAAGAAGAUGGCGGAGACAAUGCCGGAUGACGUCAUCUCCACCAACAAUGUCACCACCACCACCAACAACGCUGCCACCGUCUCUACAGCCGUUGUCGGAGGAGUCGCCGGUAAGCCGAAGAAGAAGACGGGCGGGGCACGAUUAUGGAUGCGUUUCGAUUGCUUUGGCCAGUCGGAGCUCAUCGAAUGCGACAAGAACGCCAUCAUCAAGCGCGUCUCGAUUCCAGCGAGGGAUUUGAGAAUCCUCGGCCCCGUUUUCUCUCACUCCUCCAAUAUCCUUGCCAGAGAGAAAGCCAUGGUUGUCAAUCUAGAAUUUAUAAAAGCCAUAGUUACUGCUGAAGAAGUGUUGGUAUUGGAUCCUUUGUCCCAAGAAGUACUUCCUUUUGUUGAUCAAUUGAGGCAACAACUUCCUCAUAGAAGCCCAUUUAAGAAUCAUGAGGAUGGUCAGUUAGAUGUACAAGAAAAAGAAAACUAUCCCUUAAAUGGUGGGAAAUGGUUGCCUGCUCCUGAAGCAGCUGAAGGUUUGCAGUGUGAGCUUCCUUUUGAGUUUCAAGUCCUAGAGAUUGCACUAGAGGUUGUUUGUACAUAUCUGGAUACUAGUGUGGCAGACCUUGAGAAAGAUGCUUACCCAGUCUUGGAUGAACUAGCUCGAAAUGUUAGCACUAAGAAUCUUGAACAUGUCAGGGGUUUGAAAAGCAACCUUACCCGGUUGCUUGCACGUGUACAGAAGGUUAGGGAUGAAAUUGAGCAUCUAUUAGAUGACAAUGAAGAUAUGGCAGAUUUGUAUUUAUCAAGAAAGCGGCUCCAGAAUCAACAAUUUGAGGCAAUGUUGGGAGUUGCAACUUCCAAUAGCAUUGUCCCUGUAGCACCUUACGUGCAAAGACGUGGUUCAAAUGUGAGUGCAAGUUUCAUCGCUAGUAACCUUUCAGAUGAUAAUGAUGUGGAGGACCUGGAGAUGUUGCUCGAAGCUUAUUUCAUGCAGCUGGAUGGGACUCGUAACAAAAUAUUGUCAGUUCGGGAAUACAUUGAUGACACAGAGGACUAUGUCAACAUCCAACUUGACAACCAAAGAAAUGAACUCAUUCAACUCCAGCUCACACUAACAAUUGCAUCAUUUGCUAUAGCUGUUGAUACCUUGAUAGCUGGGGCUUUCGGUAUGAACAUACCUUGCCAGUUGUAUAAUAUUAAGGGUAUCUUUGGCUCUUUUGUUGGAGGUACCUCGGCAUUUUCUUUCCUGCUUUUUCUGCUCAUGCUAGGGUAUGCCAGAUGGAAGAAGCUUCUUGGUUCUUAAGCCAGCCUCAGUAACGUUGAAAUUGUGAUUCAGUUCAUUCCUAAUGGUACCAUCGUCAGUGCAGCCAUUUUGUUUUAAAUACUCGAUACAGUUGCCAAGAGCUUCAACACAUGUCCUUAACUUUUUCAUUUGCAUCCUGAUCAUGAGAAUUCAAGAAAAUAAAGGAAGUUGAAAGAAUAACGCCUUUUCAUUGGUUAUAUUGAUGAAUGAUGAUACUUUGGGAAGAAAUGUAGGUGAAAGUGGGGCUGGUAUUCUCUUGUCAGUUCUAUUUUGACUUUUGAUUCUGAUUUUGGAUUUGAUGUGCAUGGCCUUGAUCCUUAAGAUAGUGUAAGAAUGUGGAUUUUACAGGGUGAAAGCCAAAUACUCUGCUUCAGUUAUAGCUGAUUAGAUGCACAUCCACGACUCUCUCGGCAGGUUGUUCAGAAUUCAUAUGAUCUACUUUGGCUCUAAAAGCAGUGUAGGCACACAGACAUGAACCCUCACAUGCAUUCACAGUUUUUUUUUUUUUUUUUUGUAUUGAUUCUGUACUUUUUUUUAUCAACAACAAUCAAAAUUUUUUAAUAAUGAAAAAGAUGAAAUUCUGUGCUGAACA